Molecule: messenger RNA, 1988 nt
Organism: Durotheca rogersii
Lineage: Eukaryota; Fungi; Ascomycota; Sordariomycetes; Xylariales; Xylariaceae
Product: Metallo-hydrolase/oxidoreductase
Exons: 2
Coding region: 380-1684 (434 amino acids)
Biological process (GO): N-acylphosphatidylethanolamine metabolic process; N-acylethanolamine metabolic process
Cellular component (GO): membrane-bounded organelle; cytoplasm
Molecular function (GO): N-acylphosphatidylethanolamine-specific phospholipase D activity
Source: RefSeq, a predicted model, not a curated record
UUUCGAUCUGCCCAUUGUCAUCAUGGUUCUAUUUUCGGGUUCUAGGACGCGGCCGGGGUCUAAGAUGUUGCGACUCGGGUUAUCAUUUUCUUAACUCCCCCAUCGCAAUCCCUAACUCCGAGUCAGCUACAACCAGCCGGAGUUCCCGCACAGUUCAUUUCAAGGACGCGUUGCUCGUCUUCUCGGCUGGAAGCCUGUCGUCGACGACACUCGGAUACGAGAUUGCGAGGCCCCAAUGAUCUUACGCCACCUUCCUAGAGUCUGACCCGUCCAGAUCUUUGGGCCCCCCCUCCUUUCUUUGGAUGCCCUUGGUCGUAGUAUACGUAUAUAUAUACGCAUAUAUAUUUGGCCUAGAACGUGCUUUAUUCUGACCCAACUCAUGCAUCCGCUGCUCCGAAGUCUCUUCUCCAGCGGACCCGGGGUUCGAACUAGCCAACUCUACAGAAGGGCUUCCGUAUCGGGUGCUACCCUCGCCCUCUCGAUGGCAGCGUAUUACAGCAACGUGGUCGUGCGUCCGUCGCCGGCUGCCGAGGCCCAGGAGUUCGAUACCAAGGCUCAUCACAUCCAGAACCGACAUGGGAAGACGAUCAAAUUUCGCAACCCUUACCCGUCCUCUCAAUCUAUCAGCGGUUGGGAUAUUUUCAAGAUAACCACAAUAGAGCCGCUCACGGGGUCGCUCGUCUGGCCGAAGCCAAAGCCGGAGGACAAGGUGGUGCCUGUGGUAAAACCCGAGUUCCUUCCGACGCGCGCGUCGUCGAAGCUCCGUGCCACCUGGCUCGGCCACGCUUGCUACUAUGUAGAAUACCCGUCGGGCCUGCGGGUUCUCUUUGACCCCGUGUUUGAGGACUGCUGCGCGCCCGUCUCGAUGCAGGCCUUCAGGCGGUAUACAGAGCCGCCGUGCGACAUCGCCAGCCUGCCUUUCGUCGACGCAGUAGUCAUUAGCCACUCGCACUAUGACCACCUGUCGUACCCGACGGUGCAGGCAAUCCAGAAGCACCACCCCAACGCGCACUUCUUCGUCGGCCUGGGACUGCAGAAGUGGUUCAAGCAGGGCGGCCUGAAUAACGUGACGGAGCUGGACUGGUGGCAGGAAGCCGAACUCACGCUGUCGCCGCAAGCUGGCAAGGCGGCGGAGGCGAAAGCUGACGACGGCCCGGCCCCGUCGGAGUCGAUAACUGCGAGGAUAUCGUGCCUGCCUUGCCAGCACAGCUCCGGCCGGUCCGCCUUCGACCGGGACACGACUCUCUGGUGCUCGUGGGCGGUCACGUCGGGGGACCCGGCCAAGUCGGUCUGGUUCGGGGGCGACACGGGAUACCGCGCGGUGCCGAAAGCGCCCGCGGGGACGGACUACGAGGGCCCGGACUACCAGCACCUGCCGGUGUGCCCGCAGUUCCGCCAGAUCGGGGAGAAGUUCGGCUCGUUCGACCUCGGCCUCAUCCCGAUCGGCGCGUACUGCCCGCGGCCGGUGUUCUCGUCGGUGCACGCGUGCCCGGCCGACUCGGUGGAGAUCUUCCUGGCGACGAAGUGCAAGAGGGCGAUGGCGAUCCACUGGGGCACCUGGAUCCUGACGCCCGAGCCGGUGCUGGAGCCGCCGAAGCUGCUCAGAGAGGCGCUGAAGCGCAAGGGCCUGGCCGAGACGGGCCUGUUUGACAUAUGCGACAUCGGCGAGAGCCGGGAGUUUUGAGGGCGCUGCAUAAUCUGCAUAGAUAGGCGUACGUACCGGAUGGGUUGACACCUCAGUUGAGAGGGUUGUUUGUUGCCUUGGCGGUGACAGCGGAGUUCAAGCGGGAGAAGGGGGGCUUUCGCGCAGCUUGUAAAGAGAGGGCUACGUAGGUAUAGGAAUAUGCGUUGGAUUUGAAUCGCUUUGCUAUCUCUAUACAUUACCUAUGUUAUGCCUACUUGCAGGUAGGUAUGGUAUACCUACUAUAUUACAAACACCAAUAUUACAGAACCAAAUACGAAGAGCUGGUGUCGAUAUGCACAGGUGC